Cygnus atratus (black swan) is the source of this 1151-nucleotide messenger RNA. RefSeq names its product fibroblast growth factor 18 (gene FGF18). Gene Ontology annotation, biological process: positive regulation of cell population proliferation; animal organ morphogenesis; fibroblast growth factor receptor signaling pathway. The coding region runs from base 294 to 1058 and encodes 254 amino acids. The record is from RefSeq and is a predicted model, not a curated record. Gene Ontology annotation, molecular function: type 1 fibroblast growth factor receptor binding; growth factor activity; type 2 fibroblast growth factor receptor binding. The transcript is spliced from 7 exons. Gene Ontology annotation, cellular component: cytoplasm. Lineage: Eukaryota; Metazoa; Chordata; Aves; Anseriformes; Anatidae.
CUGCCUUACGUAUCGGAUUCCAGCAGGAGCAUACCCAGGGCUGUCCCUGCAGCCGUGCGCAGGAGCACAACGCACCUUCACUGCUGGUGCUUGCUGCCACGCUGAAUCCUGCACAGGGAAAAAUGAAACCGUGGAGGAAUAUAAAUCCAAGGAGCCAAGCUCUAGGAUUUAAUGCAGUGCGAAGGCUGGAAUUUCCCACUGGUUUGUGUAGGGUCCUCUGCAGAGGUUUGUCUGUUCUUCCUCCCUCCAGAAGCACUUGAGCAGCUGCCGCGUGCUCUCCCAGGGGACCUGUGAUGCUUGUGGGUGGUGGGACCAGAGAAAGCCCAAGAUGUUUACAUUUCCUGCUGCUGUGCUUUCAGGUACAGCAUGGCGAAAUGAAGGCUGGGAGGAGAGCGGAGAAAGGGAGCAGCCUGAAUGCAUCACAAGGAGAAGCGCAAGGGGGAAAAGUGUUGUUCAAGCUCAAGGACGCUGUUGGUACAAGAAUAAAUAGACGUAAACUGGACAUGUUUGUUGCCGAGGAGAAUGUAGAUUUUCGGAUACAUGUGGAGAACCAAACGCGAGCAAGGGACGAUGUGAGCAGGAAGCAGCUCCGGCUCUAUCAGCUCUACAGCAGGACAAGCGGGAAGCACAUCCAAGUGCUGGGCAGGAGGAUCAGUGCCAAAGGAGAAGAUGGAGAUAAAUAUGCCCAGCUUCUAGUGGAAACGGACACUUUUGGCAGUCAAGUCCGGAUCAAAGGGAAGGAGACAGACUUCUACCUUUGCAUGAACAGGAAAGGCAAGCUAGUGGGGAAGCCUGAUGGCACCAGCAAGGAGUGUGUCUUCAUUGAAAAAGUCCUAGAAAACAACUAUACGGCACUGAUGUCAGCAAAAUAUUCAGGCUGGUAUGUUGGAUUCACCAAAAAAGGGAGGCCACGAAAAGGGCCCAAGACCCGGGAGAACCAGCAAGAUGUACAUUUUAUGAAGAGGUACCCAAAGGGGCAAGUGGAGAUACAGAAACCUUUCAAGUACACAACAGUCACCAAGAGGACUAAGAGAAUACGACCCACCAACCCCAGUUAAAAAUAGACGAAACAGUGUCACAAUAAUAAACCACAAAAAAAAAACUGCACCAGAGGAAUAUUUUUACAUUAAAAAUAAGGAAGAAGCUCUAUU